Molecule: messenger RNA, 4344 nt
Organism: Branchiostoma floridae (Florida lancelet)
Lineage: Eukaryota; Metazoa; Chordata; Leptocardii; Amphioxiformes; Branchiostomatidae
Product: ZZ-type zinc finger-containing protein 3-like
Exons: 12
Coding region: 169-2331 (720 amino acids)
Molecular function (GO): zinc ion binding
Source: RefSeq, a predicted model, not a curated record
GCAGAGAUUUAAAUUUUCACCAUAAUUAUCGCUUUCCGUGCGAUAUUAAUCCACAGGUUCUAUGUAGAGGGUCGUUUUCUAUGUACUAUGGGGUAUACAGAACUCGCGACGGCCCCAAAUGCGGCUAAUUUUGACAUUCUCUCCAUGAAGUGCGACCAGAUAUAAAGCAUGAGGCCCAAAUCUACCCACAGCCCCAACAAGGCAGGGACUCGGGGCAGCAAAAACUCUCCUGCCAAGGGCAACAAUUCCCAGGGACGGAUUCUGCGUUCGCGUACGGUAAGCGGCGAGGUUAGCCCCAGCUCCUCUAACAAUGGCUCGCCGCGGUUACGAAGGACGUCCACGGCUUCAUCCGCAAGCGUGGACGAUCAGGGCAGCACGAGACAAUCAGGUGUGCGACAAACUGCUGCUAAUAGCAAGAACGCCAGCCCCAAACCCAGGACGAGUCCCAGAACGAGAAACGAGAGCGGGAAGGCCGGUCAGUCGCCGAAAUGCGCUCGGACUCGAGAGGAAGUGUCUCCCGUCCAGGCGUCCUCGCCCAAUCCCAAACGCGUCCGAAGAAACUUGAACGAAAGCUUCGACUCAGACUCUAAAGCAGAGAGCACAUCACAGGAAGCUAAGAAUGACAUUGGUGGGAAGGUAGAAAAUGGUAUGAAUGGUUCCUCAGGUGCUGUACAACCUUCGGACUCAAGUGAGCCGUCCGCAGGCACCUGCAGCAGCUGCGGAAAAACACCUGUAUGCGGAAACCACAUAGCCUGUAGUACAAAAAGUACCGAGGACGAAUCCACACAACCUUCCUUGUUGUCGGGUUCGGAACACACAAAACACUCCUGUAAAUGUAGAACACAGACUAGCACAGGCACCAGCCAAUGCAAACACAAGGACACAUCAUCAGGCAGCUCAGAACUGAACUCAUCUUUGAGAAACAGUCACCAGGGAGAAGUAGUAAAUCAGGACCAAGAGAAGCCUCAUGCUUCAGGAGGGGAGACUGAGUCUAAACAAGAGGAACAAGUGGAUGAUUCUUUCCCCACUGUUGACUAUAGGAAAUUGGAAAAUGAGGACUAUUCGCAACCAUUCUACUUUGAGUCAGACCAUGUAGCUUUAAAAGACAACAAAGAGUACCACCUCAUGCUGAAGACACUAGUCAUGUUGGAGGCACAGCGUUCCCAGGCAGUGCAGGAUAUCGACAGACUGGCUGUAAAAGAGGAGGAGGCCCUGAAAGAUCCUAUUGACUUUGUUGAGAAACUUCAGUGCAAUGCUGUUUCUCUGCCGAGGUCCCAGAGUAUCCUCGACCUGCCCUCCAUCCAGUGGGAGAACUAUGCAGGCUGGGUGGGGAAGGUGGACCCCAGUCUCUUCAUGCCAGCCAAGAGACACCUCACUCGCACCAAGAGGCAGCCUGAAGCGACCAUCACGUCAUCAGACAGUGCGUCUAACUGCGGGGAGGGCAGCUCCCAGCAGGGCCCCAGUCGAGGGGAGGAGGGACCACAGGUCGUGAGGGGGCGGCUCAGGGGGCCCUCCAAACCUGCCACCUUCAACCAGCUGUGGACCACAGAGGAACAGAGGAAGCUGGAGUACCUGCUGGAGGUGUUCCCACCUGAGGAGAUCGAGGCUCGCAGGUGGCAGAAGAUAGCAGAGGCUCUGGGGAAUAGAACAUCCAAACAGGUUGCCAGUCGUGUACAGAAAUAUUUCAUCAAGCUGGCCAAGGCAGGUCUCCCCAUCCCCGGCAGGAUGCCAGCCAACAAUCACACCUUCAGUAAAAAGUUACCCUUCAUGCAGAAGUAUCGUCGACACGACAUGUUUCGGCAGGGCCUGUGCCAACCUUCGACCUUCAUGACAUCACACCUGCCGCCCGUCUACAUGUCCGACAACGAUGAUGACAGCACCAGCCAAUCAACAAGCCAGUUUGACUGGGAACAGGAUAUGGAGGAUGUGUCUGAUGAUGAGACUGUACCUGUAGAGCUGAGACAAACGGAGGACUAUCGGGAACUCAUGAGGCUCAAACGGCUCAAGAUGCUCAAGGAACGGAGAAAGAAACAGGAAGAAUCCAUGGGAAUAACACAGCAUGUAGGAUACAGGUGUGAUCGGUGUGAGUGUGACCCCAUCAUGGGGGUGAGGUGGCACUGUCUGGACUGUCCCACUGACACAGGGGUGGACUUCUGCCAGGACUGUGUGGACUGUGACCAUGAGACAGAAGUUCACAAGUCGUACCACCGACUGGAGCCCAUCUCACACAUGUCUGAACACACGUACAUGGACAUGGACUAUACACGCUUCUCCGUCAAGACUGGAGACUACAACUACCUCGACCCCAACUACUUUCCCUCCACCUCCUGACCUGACACACCCCUAUUGAACUAUGUACAGUUCCACAAUCCCUGAUUUCAUUGGUGGUGAUAGCUGCACUUUGGGAUGUUACAUUUUAUGACAGGGGUGGCAGGAGUCUUUUCCUGCUGUCCAGAUUCACCCAUUUAAUUCCUGUAUAAAACUCUUCACAUUGUAGCCCUUUGUAUCACUGUAAUACCACAACAGGGUGGUGUUACAGUAAUACAAAUCUUGGUAGGUUCCCUGUCAAGUUAGGUUUCCAACUUGUCAUAUUGUCUAUGUUAGCAAAAACUAUCAACUAAGAUGCUAACAUGUCAGGGAAUCAAUUAACAGUUUCAUUGUGGUAUUUUGAAUGCUUUUUCUCUAUCCAGCAUCUAUAUUUGAAAUGAAUGUAUCUAGUCAACACAGAAACUUGAAUGUAUGUAGUGUGUAAGAUAGUGGUGCCAUUUCACAUCAUUUUUACGGAUAUUUCUUCAUUGUGUUUCUCCAAAGUGAAUGCAGUAGUGCAAUUAAUGUUUUGUUUAAGGUCCAACAAAGCUGUGUACCUGUAUUAGCUGUCUCCUUAUCACCUGUGUUGAGAAAUGAAGUACUAGUUGUCUAUUUGCAUCACUUUCCUUUGUAGAGCCUGAAUUUUUUUACAAAGUCUGUAAAAACGUAUUGAGUAUUACAAAAAUACAUGCCCGCAUGAUUACAAGAAGGAAUUUGGAAAAUGCAUUUCGUGUAUCUACAAGUCUAAUUUGAUUCAAAAUAUUAACUUAAAUGUUUCUGUUCGAUUCAUACAUAUUUGACAAGUGUGAGUUAAGUGUUGAGUUGCUAUGAUAUGUGUCACUUGUUUUUCUCUGUCAGUGGUAAAUCCAUUUCUUAUUGAUUAUACCAAAAGUACAAACUUAGAGAUUGAAGUAAUAGGCAUUAAGCCAGCUAUAUAUCCUCAGAUGUAUUUGAUAUGCUGUCGUUCAUUUCAUGAAGUUAACUUGUGAUGAUUCCUUUCCUGUUAGAAGGUGUUCUUAAUAACUGUUAUAUGCUAAUGUGAUGUCUAUCCAUAAGACUCUUCAUUGUUCCAACUAGGGGUGGGUACCGGUAUGAAAGUUUAGGUCCAGGUACGGUCCAGGUCCAGAGGAUCAGGUCCAGGUCCGGACCUGAACCUGGACCUGAUUGUCUGUGAAAACUUGUGAAAGGGCGAUACCCAAACAAUGGUCCAUUUUGCUUUUAAGGAUUCUGUUUGGUGACUUCCACUGACGUUUUAAAAGCAUAUCUUCAUGUAAACAACACUAACUUCGACCAAGUUUGACCGUAGAAACUUAGUAAAAAUGGCUAUCGACUCUCCUUUACUUCGCUCUUCUUCUUUCCUUGGGCCGGUAAGCCACAAAACACAUGAUGGCCUGUCGAUAUUCUAGCAAUCUGUUCAUUUUCUGAUCAGUCUAAGAUCCGGUCACUGAUUUUUUUUCAGCUCCGUUUUUUCUGGACCAGUCCAACAAGGACCCAUAACAAGUAGGUUUCCAUACCGGUACCCACCCCUAUAGAGCCAACUGUGUAUGCACAGCAAGAUGCAUUGUGGGUAACAAUGUCAAAGUUGAAGACCCCUGAGACAUAAAACACUUCUAGAUAUGUAUAAAGCAUGGUACAGGCAAGAACUAUUUACAUAUGUACAAGUUAUGGGACUUCACCUUUUGACAAAUUACUCUACAAUGCGUCUUGUGCAUGUGCAUUCGGAACUAUGAGCAUACUUAUUAGAAUUAUCUUUCUGUCACUCCUCUAGCCUGUAUCUUCUUUUUGAUGUAUUUUCAUAGGAAAAAACAACUUGGGAUAUUCUGUCAUUUAUCCCAUACAUUGUAUGGCUAUAUGUCCUUAAAUGAUGAUGUAUUCUUUAUGUAUGUAUUCACUAACUUUCCUAGGCCUUGAAUAGACAGUAUGCACAAAUAAAGUGAAAGAUAUAACAUUAGAUGGAGGAAAUUAUGAUCAUGAAUGUACUGAAACUCCUGGUUUUCCCAUGUGUCUUUUUUGCUUGUGGUUGUAUAAUUGACACAG